CUGGGAAAUCAGCGAGAUUUGUAAACUCUUAUUGUUGUGUGACUAUCUUGCGUGACAAGUUACGCUACCCACAGCUCACCGCGCGCCCCAUUUUGGCGCUAGAAUUUACUUUUUCUCCGGUUUGGAUGUAUCGAAAGUGGAGCUCUAGAGAAUUUCUCGAAAUAACGCGACGUUUGAUCAGAUCUUUAACCAUUUCGAGUAGUAUUGUCAGGCCAAAGCACUGUACUACGGUGUUCCGUGAUCGAAGGGAUUCAAUCCACUCAAUUCCUGACUUAAUUCGGUCUCGUAGUGUGAACUUAUUAUCAAGGCGAGUUUUUCGAUCGACAGCCACGUUUUGUACUGGUGCGUUACACAGAAGAAAGAAAAGAAUGGAAGAUUUGGAAAUAACCGAUUUAAAGGUCGUCCCGUGUGAAAAUUCAAGGUUUAUUCAACCCUCAAGGGUAGUUUUUAAUCAGAAUGGGAGUCGCAGAAUGUGGGACUAUCUGAUUGUUCAUAGUAGUGUUGCUUGUCUGAUGUUCAAUACAACAAGGCAGGCAUUUGUUUUAGUGAAGCAGUUUCGACCAGCUAUUUACAUGCACAACAACAGAGCUCUUCAUAACACGAAACAUGGAAUUGAUGGCACUCUUGUUAAGAGUGAAGACCCCAAAACUGAAGCUCUUGCUGACCCGACAUCAGGCAUAACCUACGAACUAUGUGCAGGGAUCAUAGACCAGAACAUAAGUCUUGUUAAGCUUAUGAAGCAAGAAAUGCUAGAAGAGUGUGGCUAUGAUGUGCCUGAAAAUAAAAUCGAAAGAGUGACAUCUUUUCGUGCUGGGGUUGGCAGCACAGGUGCUGUUCAGACAAUAUUCUAUGCAGAGGUGACAGAUGAAAUGAUUGUUACAGGUGCAGGGGGUGGAAAUCUUCAGGAAGGAGAGAGAAUUGAAGUUUAUUAUCUUCCUUUAGAUAAGAGUAAAGAAUUUGUAUUCAAUGAAUCUCUAGCUAAGCCCGCUGCACUACUUUUUGCAUUUUUGUGGUACUUUAAUAAAAAUGGGUUAUAAAACUGAUGGUGGUUCUAAUCUUUAUUAGAAUUGUAUUUCUAUUCUAUUUAACAGCAUGACAAAUAAAAUCAUAAACAUAAAA
Messenger RNA from Nematostella vectensis (starlet sea anemone), 1119 nucleotides. RefSeq names its product uridine diphosphate glucose pyrophosphatase NUDT14. NCBI's taxonomy places the organism in Eukaryota, Metazoa, Cnidaria, Anthozoa, Actiniaria, Edwardsiidae. The transcript is spliced from 4 exons. The record is from RefSeq and is a predicted model, not a curated record. Gene Ontology annotation, molecular function: metal ion binding; UDP-sugar diphosphatase activity. Gene Ontology annotation, biological process: ribose phosphate metabolic process; nucleoside phosphate metabolic process. Bases 126 to 1037 code for a protein of 303 amino acids.